Molecule: messenger RNA, 25072 nt
Organism: Coregonus sp. 'balchen'
Lineage: Eukaryota; Metazoa; Chordata; Actinopteri; Salmoniformes; Salmonidae
Source: the annotation of a GenBank genome assembly
AUGAUGAAACUCUUUGAGAUUAAGUUUACAGACAAAUUCAAUUCUCUUCCGGGAGGAUUUUGGUCUGGCAUUGAUGUUUGGAUAAAUAAACAACACGUUGUGAACAAACGUCUUUGUGGAGUCAGAGACAGAGAGCAAGAAUGUGGGCUUUGAAGAAUUUGUAAACAUCCUCCUAAUUCAUGGAUGUGAUACAUCAGAGUCCAAGGAUGUUCUUUCUUUAGUGAAUAGUGGUAUUGAACUUGAAUAUGACAAGGAGAGACUGUGGUAUUUUUGUGUGAGGACUUUAAUUCCUCACGUAAACUUAUGGCACAACUGUACAUAAAGACAUUAUACUAAAAGGUAAGGACAUGUUAAUGACAUUAAGCUUCUUAUCAUUGAGUUCUGGCUGACUUUACAACAUGUGCACAACACGUAUUUGGAUACAGUCAGAUAUGUGAAAUGUUGUGUGUUCCUUUUUAAAAAAUCUUUACAUUUUCAGACUUUGACUCUCAAAGAGUAAAGUAAGCUUCUUACCAGUUGAAGAGAGUGUGGAAGAAACUGCGUCUCUAAGGAAGAACAACAUCUAUCAGAUACACCUUCUGCCUGAGAAAAAUUAUGAUUGGUUAGUGUCUACAUUACUUUGCUCUGUAAUCUCGUCUCCAGGUCACUGGGGCUACACCUCCUGCGGCCUGAUGACUGGUUCAGUGACAAGGUGGCCUACCCCAAACUGCCCUGGCUGGGUGGGGAGCUCCUGCCCAAACUGGUAUGCUGGGCCACAGAGGGUAAGACCAGUGAGUACAGGAGUACCCUGUCCCUGCUGCCUGUAGAGAAGUACAGCAUCAUGUACCAACAGCUGAAGGACAAGUACAAGGAGAUGGUCAAGGUAUGGUCAAUGGUCAAGGUCAAGGGUCAAGGUCUUUACUGAAUGGCGCCGAAGAAGAUGGCUGCCGUUCUACAGCCCUCUAACCAAUUGUACUAUUAUGUGUGUUUUUUCGCGUAAUUUGUAAUUUAUUCUGUACAUAAUGUAUUUUAUGACCAAAAGGAGCUUCUGGAUAUCAGGACAGCGAUUAUUCACCUCGUAUUGGCCGGAAAAAAAUUAUUCAACAUGUCGGACGCGAAGGAUGUCCUACACACACCGACAAGGCCCAAAUCCCCGUCAUUCACAUGAGAAAGAGACGGAGAUAUCGUAGACGUAGGUCGGGGUGCCUUGUAAGGAUCCGACUGCGAGCGAGUAAACUGCCUCUUCCAUCAAUCCUAUUAGCCAAUGUUCAAUCAUUUGAAAAUAAAUUAGACGACAUAAGAUUACGGUUAUCCUACCAACAGAACAUUAAAAACGUCGUGGCUGAACGACGACAUGGAUAACAUACAGCUGGUGGGAUAUACGCUACAUCGGCAGGAUAGAACAGCUGACUCCGGUAAGACAAGAGGUGGCGGUCUGUGUAUAUUUGUAAACAACAGCUGGUGCAAAAAAUCUAAUACUAAGGAAGUCUCGAGAUUUUGCUCACCAGAAGUAGAGUAUCUCAUGAUAAGCUGUAGACCACACUAUUUACCAAGAGAGUUUUCAUCUAUAUUUUCCGUAGCUGUCUAUUUACCACCACAAACCAAUGCAGGCACUAAGAUUGCACUCAAUAAGCUGUAUAAGGCCAUAAGUAAACAGGAAAAUGCUCAUCCAGAGGCAGCGCUCCUAGUGGCCGGGGACUUUAAUGCAGGGAAACUUAAAUCCGUUCUACCUAAUUUCUACCAGCAUGUUAAAUGUGCAACCAGAGGGGGAAAAAAAAACUCUAGACCACCUUUACUCCACACACAGAGACACGUACAAAGCUCUCCCUCGCCCUCCAUUUGGCAAAUUUGACCAUAACUCUAUCCUCCUGAUUCCUGCUUAUAAGCAAAAACUAAAGCAGGAAGCACCUGUGACUCGGUUAAUAAGGAAGUGGUCAGAUGACGCAGAUGCUAAGCUACAGGACUGUUUUGCUAGCACAGACUGGAAUAUGUUCCGGGAUUCUUCCGAUAUCAUUGAGGAGUACACCACAUCAGUCACUGGCUUCAUCAAUAAGUGCAUCGAUGAUGUCGUCCCCACAGGGACCGUACGUACAUACCCCAACCAGAAGCCAUGGAUUACAAGCAACAUCCACACUGAGCUAAAGGGUAGAGCUGCCGCCUUCAAGGAGCGGGACUCGAACCCGGACACUUAUAAGAAUCCCGCUAUGCCCUCCGACCAGCCAUCAAACAGGCAAAGAGUCAAUACAGGACUAAGAUUGAAUUGUAAUACACCGGCUCGGACGCUUGUCGUAUGUGGCAAGGCUUGAAAACUAUUACAGACUACAAAGGGAAGCACAGCCGUGAGCUGCCCAGUGACACAAGCCUACCAGACGAGCUAAAUCACUUCUAUGCUCGCUUCGAGACAAACAACACUGAAGCAUGCAUUAGAGCAUCAGCUGUUCUGGAUGACUGUGUGAUCAAGCUCUCUGUAGCUGAUGUGAGUAAGACUUUUAAGCAGGUCAACAUUCACAAGGCCGCAGGGUCAGACGGAUUACCAGGACGUGUACUCCGAGCAUGCGCUGACCAACUGGCAAGUGUCUUCACUGACAUUUUCAACAUGUCCCUGACUGAGUCUGUAAUACCAACAUGUUUCAAGCAGACCACCAUAGUCCCUGUGCCCAAGAACACUAAGAUAACCUGCCUAAAUGACUACCGACCCGUAGCACUCACGUCUGUAGCCAUGAAGCGCUUUGAAAGGCUGGUCAUGGCUCACAUCAACACCAUUAGAAACCCUAGACCCACUCCAAUUUGCAUACCGCCCCAACAGAUCCACAGAUGAUGCAAUCUCGAUUGCACUCCACACUGCCCUUUCCCACCUGGACAAGAGGAACACCUACGUGAGAAUGCUAUUCAUUGCCUACAGCUCAGCGUUCAACACCAUAGUGUCCUCAAAGCUCAUCACUAAGCUAAGGACCCUGGGACUAAACACCUCCCUCUGCAACUGGAUCCUGGACUUCCUGACGGGCCGCCCCCAGGUGGUAAGCGUAGGUAACAACACAUCUGCCACGCUGAUCCACAACACGGGGGCCCCUCAGGGGUGCGUGCUCAGUCCCCUCCUGUACUCCCUGUUCACCCAUGACUGCAUGGCCAGGCACGACUCCAACACCAUCAUUAAGUUUGGUGGUGGUAGGCCUGAUCACCGACAAUGAUGAGACAGCCUAUAGGGAGGAGGUCAGAGACCUGGCCUUGUGGUGCCAGGAGAACAACCUCUCCCUCAACGUGCUCAAGACAAAGGAGAUGAGUUCCAAACACACCAAGACAGUCGUGAAGAGGGCACGACAAAGCCUAAUCUCCCUCAGGAGACCGAAAAGAUUUGGCAUGGAUCCUCAGAUCCUCAAAAAGUUCUACAGCUGCACCAUCGAGAGCAUCCUGACUGGUUGCAUCACUGCCUGGUAUGGCAACUGCUCGGCCUCCGACCGCAAGGCACUACAGAGGGUAGUGCGUACGGCCCAGUACAUCACCGGGGCCAAGCUGCCUGCCAUCCAGGACCUCUAUACCAGGCGGUGUCAGAGGAAGGCCCUAAAAAUUAUCAUAGACUCCAGCCACCGUAGUCAUAGACUGUUCUCUCUGCUACCGCACGGCAAGCGGUACCGGAGCGCCAAGUCUAGGUCCAAAAGGCUUCUUAACAGCUUCUAUCCCCAAGCCAUAAGACUCCUGAAAAGCAUGGCUACCUGGACUAUUUGCAUUGCCCCUCCACCCCACCCCACCCCACCCCAACCCCCUCUUUUACGCUGCUGCUACUCUGUUUAUUAUUUAUGCAUAGUCACUUUAACUCUACCCACAUGUACAUAUUACCUAAAUUACCUCUAACCGGUGCCCCCGCACAUUGACUCUGUACCGGUACCCCUUGUAUACUGUAUAACCUCCCUACUGUUAUUUUAUUUUACUGCUGCUCUUUAAUUAUUUUAUUUUUAUUUUUAUUUUUUCUUGAACUGCAUUGUUGGUUAUGGGCUUGUAAGUAAGCAUUUCACUGUAAUGUCUACACCUGUUGUAUUCGGCGCAUGUGGCAAAUAACAUUUUAUUUGAUUUCAUAGUGUAGCCUCACAGAUCAGAUUCUUUGUAGCAGUGGUUGUUGUUGUUGAUGUUGUUUUCAUGUUAAAGUCCCAACAUACUGUAAUAUUUGUCUUUGUUUAGGUUUGGCCUGAAGUAACAGACCCUGAGAAAUUUGUCUUUACAUUUGUCGCUACAUAUAUUUUGGUAGGUCUCCUCUGUAUAUGGACAGAAUGCUAAUAUGCGUGAAAUGACAGCUCUUAUGACAUUAACUCCAUUGUUUUAUCAAUGCACAGGUCCUAUGGGGCGAGGAGCGAGCAGAGAAGGGUCUGACGGUCAAACAGUCCUUUGUGGAUCUUGGUUGUGGAAAUGGUCUCCUGGUUCACAUACUGAGCAAUGAAGGGGUCUGCAUAAUAAACACUACACAAGGUUUACCAGAAUACAGUUCCAUAAAACAACCUGCUAUGCCCUGUUGCUGAAUAGUAACACCUGGACACCUGUGGAAAACUGACCAUUGUUGCCGAUUUCUUUUAAUUCACAAAUGUCAACUGGACGCUUAAUCAAUGACACGGUGUAGCCGGCGCGUCGUAAGAAGCUUUAGGGUGCGUCCCAAAUGGCUCUGUAUUCCCUUUAUAGUGCACUACAUUUGACAAGGACCCAUAGCUGUAAUGCCAUGGUAAUGGAAUUGCGCUGAGACUUAAAAUGUAUGCCAAACCAAAAACACUGAUUUAAAAUAUUUACAUUUUUUUGUCAUUUAGCAGACGCUCUUAUCCAGAUGAAUUUACAGUAGUGAGUGCAUACUUUUUCAUAUUUGUUCGUACUGGUCCCCCGUGGGAAUCGAACCCACAAUCCUGGCGUUGCAAUUGCCAUGCUGUACCAACUGAGCCACACUUGACCACAACUCUAUGGACAAGGACAACUUUUAACAAUUUACACAGAACAUUUGACAAAAACACCUUUACUGGAAGAACUGUGCAGAUGCAAAGUUUGGUAACAGAGUUUCGGUAAAAAUCUCCCUCAGUUUUUUAUGUGACCACGUUUUCCACAAAUUAAGAUUCAAAGAUGUCUGCAGGAAGAAUGGGGUGUCACUUUGAAAAAUCUCUUUUGGUUAUUGAACUACAGUAAGUGAAGUGGAUUUACACAGAAUUGCGGUAACGGAAUUUCAUCAUGGGUACCUGAUCUUUAAUACACAGAAAUGCAUAAUUAUGGAUAUGAAAGUCAUGCUCUUCAUGGUGAUAUAUCCUAAAUAGGAACUCAAAGGUAGAAAUAUUCUAUGUCCUCCUUUGCAUAAUUGGGUAAUAUCCUACACACUAUUAUUUUAAUGAGCUUCCCCACCAAACAAGACCGAAUUUGGUUGGUCCGCACCGGACCGAAUCUGAACCAAUCAUAGACGCCUAUGUUUCACAAGUUCUGACAUCAAAGUACAGCACAGUAGAGUACAGUACAUCAAAGUACAGCACAGUAGAGUAAAGUAGAGUAAAGUAGAGUUUAGUGUACUCAACUCGUGUGCUCUACUGUGUACUGUACAGUCGUGGUCAAAAGUUUUGAGAAUGACACAAGUAUUGGUCUUCACAAAGUUCGCUGCUUCAGUGUUAUGAGAUAUUUUUGUCAGAUGUUACUAUGGUAUACUGAAGUAUAAUAACAAGUAUUCAAUAAGUGUCAAAAAUCUAUAUUGACAAUUACAUAAAGUUUAUGCAAAGAGUCAAUAUUUGCAGUGUUGACCCUUCUUUUUCAAGACCUCUGCAAUCCGCCCUGGCAUGCUGUCAAUUAACAUCUGGGCCACAUCCUGACUGAUGGCAGCCCAUUCUUGCAUAAUCAAUGCUUGGAGUUUGUCAGAAUUUGUGGGGUUUUGGUUGUCCACCCGCCUCUUGAGGAUCGACCACAAGUUCUCAAUGGGAUUAAGGUCUGGGGAGUUUCCUGGCCAUGGACCCAAAAUGUCGAUGUUUUGUUCCCCGAGCCACUUAGUUAUCACUUUUGCCUUAUGGCAAGGUGCUCCAUCAUGCUAGAAAAGGCAUUGGUCGUCACCAAACUGUUCUUGGAUGGUUGGGAGAAGUUGCUCUCGGAGGAUGUGUUGGUACCAUUCUUUAUUCAUGGCUGUGUUCUUAGGCAAAAUUGUGAGUGAGCCCACUCCUUUGGCUGAGAAGCAAACCCACACAUGAAUGGUCUCAGGAUGCUUUACUGUUGGCAUGACACAGGACUGAUGGUAGCGCUCACCUUGUCUUCUCCGGACAAUGUGUUUUCCGGAUGCCCCAAACAAACGGAAAGGGGAUUCAUCAGAGAAAAUGACUUUACCCCAGUCCUCAGCAGUCCAAUCCCUGUACCUUUUGCAGAACAUCAGUCUGUCCCUGAUGUUUUUCCUGGAGAGAAGUGGCUUCUUUGCUGCCCUUCUUGACACCAGGCCAUCCUCCAAAAGUAUUCGCCUCACUGUGCGUGCAGAUGCUCUCACACCUGCUGCCAUUCCUGAGCAAGCUCUGCACUGGUGGUGCCCCGAUCCCGCAGCUGAAUCAACUUUAGGAGAUAGUCCUGGCGCUUGCUGGACUUUCUUGGGCGCCCUGAAGCCUUCUUCACAACAAUUGAACCUCUCUCCUUGAUGUUCUUGAUGAUCCGAUAAAUGGUUGAUUUAGGUGCAAUCUUACUAGCAGCAAUAUCUUUGCCUGUGAAGCCAUUUUUGUGCAAAGCAAUGAUGACGGCAUGUGUUUCCUUGCAGGUAACCAUGGUUAACAGAGGAAGAACAAUGAUUUCAAGCUCCACCCUCCUUUUAAAGCUGUCUGUUAUUCUAACUCAAUCAGCAUGACAGAGUGAUCUCCAGCCUUGUCCUCGUACUCUCACCUGUGUUAACGAGAGAAUCACUGACAUGACGGCAGCUGGUCCUUUUGUGGCAGGGCUGAAAUGCAGUGGAAAUGUUUUUUGGGGAUUAAGUUCAUUUUCAUGGCAAAGAGGGACUUUGCAAUUGAUUGCAAUUCAUCUGAUCACUCUUCAUGACAUUCUGGAGUAUAUGCAAAUUGCCAUCAUCAAAAUUGAGGCAGCAGACUUUGUGAAAAUUAGUAUUUGUGUCAUUCUCAAAACUUUUGACCACGACUGUACUCUACUGCACAGGACUGUAUUGUACUGAACUAUACUCUACUUUUACUGAACUAUACUCUAAUUUCCUUUUCUGUACUGUACUGUACUAGAGCUGGGAUGAUAAACCGAAAAUGAUCGACAACAACCAUACCGAUCACUUAUCGCAGGCAUUUUGCUGGUAUCAUUCAUUACGAUAAGUAGCCUAUACUAGAGAAAUGUGAAGUUUGAAAUGAAAUAAGUUGACUAAUAUGGGUGAUUGUUAAUGGGACAAUUGAUGGCUACAACCAUAAAACCAAUAGUAGUAGUUUAAAGGAUAAUAAAAUAAAAACUGUGGUGCAGAUUAAUGUUAUAAAGGUAUUGUUCUAUUUAUUGUUAUCGGAUCAAUUAGGCAAUUUAUCACAAAAUCGAUUUUUGUCCAUAUUGCUCAGCUCUAUACUGUACUGAACUAUACUCUACUUUUCUUUACGGUACUGUGCUCUACUGUACUGUGCUGUCCAACCUUGUGAAACAUAGAUCUCUAUGAUUGGUUCAGAUUUGGUCCAGACCGGACCAAAUCUGAACCAGUCAUGGAAGUCUAUAUUUGGGCCAAAUUAAGACCGGUCCAGACGUCUGUGCAUGUUGAAAUCAAGGCCAGUGCGGACUGACCAAAUUUAAACUACUUUUCAACGUCCAUGGAUGUCCGGUGUCGAUUGGUGCUCAGUGGGUGAGGAUGUUGGUUACAGUAAAUGGAAAGAGAGGGGGCUCAUGGGUAGGUGUCCGUAGGAGCCGAGAUAUGUGAUAUUAAUUGGAGAGAAAAGAGAGAGUGAGAGGGAGGUGUUGUCCAGACUUUUCGCACUCUUGCUUUGACCACCAGAAAGAGGAAGAAAACAGUUAUGCCAGUGGAAGGGAGGACAGUAGCAGGUAACCCAACUGUGGUUUCUGACUACUAUGAUUUCCCAUUGUAACCAAUUCAGUUGCAGAAACUCUGUUACCGAUUCUUCUGAAAUUCGGUUGAUGAGUUUUAAUCACUUAAUAAUUCAUAAACAAAAUUGAUAUCAGUAAAAACACUAACUAAUUGAUAGGUCUACCUUUACUUGUUACUUCUGUGAACUUUCAUUAUCCUCCCUCAUGAGGGAGAGAAAUUAGAAAAUAUCUUAAAGAUAAGUGGAUUUUUGUUAAUGGAAUUUCAAGGCACGAGGCAAUGUUUCUUAAAGGCAAAAAAUUAUGCAAAACGAAAUAUAAGUGUUGAUAUUAGUUGGCAGGGGUCUUUACUUCAACAUUGUGUGUUGGUGUAUUUCUAAUACCUUUUAAGACUUUUUCUGGUAGAUGUUGUCGAAGACACCUUUUCCAUCGUUUUGACAAUAAAUAAAAGUCUUGGCUUAUUCUGAUUUUUUGGGAUGGAAAAUGGUUGAAAAAUGCAUACAUACCGUAAUAAAUAAAAUGGUUUACUCUUAGUUUUCAUUUACAUUUUAGUCAUUUAGCAGACGCUCUUAUCCAGAGCGACUUACAGGAGCAAUUAGGGUUAAGUGCCUUGCUCAAGGGCACAUCGACAGAUUUUUCACCUAGUCGGCUCGGGGAUUAGAACCAGCGAAUUUUCGAUUACUGGCACAACACUAUUAACCACUAAGCUACCUGUCGCCCCUGAGCCAUUUGACACCCUAUUUGACAUGCUCCUAUGAACUUCACAUGCUGGUGUUGAUGGCUUGGAAGUGACCAUAGUGCACUGUAUAGGGAAUAGGGUGCCAUUUGGGACGCAGCCUAAAUCUGUGCCAAUUUCAUGCCAGUGUUAUAUUCAAUCAGUGAUGUGAUUUAACGUCUAAUCAAAAUGCUGGAUAGCCGUAAUUGAAAUUACACGGGGUAGGUGGAUAGUGUGUUAGUGUACCCAACGUUCAGUUCUGCCCGCUGAUGAAGUGAUUAGGGACUGAUCGUCAUACCUGCUUGUGUUUCAGCACCCUGGAAAGGGCAUCGAUGUGAGGAAACGGAAGAUCUGGAAUAUGUACGGCCCCCAAACACAUCUAGAGGUGAGGAAGGGCUAUAUGAAACACUGUUUUAGGUCAGUGGUUUUAUUCAGCUUCGAUCAGCUAGUGCUAGUUACUUUAGAGGGAGUAUAUCCUGCGUGAGCCUCAUAGUACCUGUAAUAGACCCCUAGAUCAACUUCAUUUUGAGGGCUUUGAGGAUAUUUUGAAUUCCCUUUUUUUAUUUCAAAGAAACCAAAACUAUUGCACUAUUUGAAAUAUUUGUGAAUACCAGAUUAAUUCAGAUGAUAUGUACAGUAGGUAUUAUAACGGUAAUAUAUUAACUAUUUCGUUCACCUUUUCAAAUGAAAUAAAAUGACAGUCCCAUAAAGCCUAAGUCCAAACCCCCAUAGAUACACAUGGAAUUGCACGUGGGGUUGCAGGGUUCUGUUGCUAGGCACUGUGCUCUGCUGUGCUUUACAUUUCCCCUGCUGCAUGCCUUGAAUGUUUCAUCUGAAGACACGCUGCUCUCUUUCCCUUUACUGUAACCAACAUCCUCACCCACUGAGCACCAACCGACACCGGACGUCCAUGGACGUUGAAAAGUAGUUCAAAUUUGGUCAGUCCGCCCUAGCCUUGAUUUCAACAUCUACAGAUGUCAUUUUUUGGUCCGGUUCGGACCAGCCUUGAUUUCAAUUAGGGCCUAGGGCCUUAAUAUAACAUCAAUACAACACCCUAUUUCCUACAUAGUGCACUGCUUUUGACCAAAGCCAAAAUGGGUCCCUGGUCAAAUGUAGUGCACUACAAAGGGAAUACGGUGCCAUUUGGGAUGCAUCCUGAGAGAUUAGGGAGUUGUGGUCCUCUGUAGUUCAGCUGGUAGAGCACGGCGCAUGUAACGCCAAGGUAGUGGGUUCGAUCCCCGGGACCACCCAUACAAAAAAAUUAUAAUUAUGCACGCAUGACUGUAAGUCGCUUAGGAUAAAAGCGUCUGCUAAAUGGCAUAUUAUUAUUAUUAUUAUUAUUGUGCUAAAUUAGAGCCUCAAAAAAGAACUUGUUCUCUUAGACAUUUCAUCUCAGAUGUCAGACAGUCAGAGCUGUGAAGUCAAUUAAACUCAGUCCAACAUGCUGUCAUAAGAGAACAUUUCGCCACCUCAGUUCCCCAGCGUCAUUUCAGAUACCAACGAGUUAGGAGAGAGGGAGAUAUUAGAAUUAACCCAUUCCCCCAGGCUGCCUUAGAUAAUCGGUAUGCAUAGCCAAAAACUCUUUCAGUGUUUGCACAAUUAUUGUCAGCCAAGAUAGGAAUUCCCAGUGGAGUUCACAGCAGAGCAGCUAGCCAACCUUUAAGUUCCAUUUCAUGGAGAUUAAGGUAUUUCUGGAUUUGCUUUCCCUUCUCCAUGGAGAAUUCAAUCUGUUUUGACCUUUGGUUCAUAUAAAUGACAAUCUCAUCUUCUCUCUUUGGCAUAUGUGAGUGCAGUUCCACCUUAGGUUCCCCCAUGUUGUUGUUGUUUUUACAUCAUUAUAGAUCUAUAGACGACAGUUGCGAGGAUAGCCCAUGUGUCUAUUAUAUCAGACCCAGUUGUCUGGACAGUGGGCACCCCAUUGUGACUUCCCUGCUGUGGCAAAGCUUUUACCCUCUUACCAACAAAUGACAGUGCAAUACUUGUCAAUCAAUCACCAAGGGCCCUCCACUCUAGAUUAUCAACUUCAAAACUGUUCUGUUGAUUUUGUAUAAAAAGGUGUUAAACAUGGCCUACUUAGCUUACAUAGAGAUUGUUGUUACAGUACUGUACCACAUUAUGCAACAUAUUCAAGACACUCCACUUUUGUUUUGUUUGCAACUAGGGAUAAUAUGCCAAGGUACGUGUGAACAGUGGGCAGCUGGCAGCAGGUUGGCAUUUAUUGUCAGGAAUCUUACCCUGGAGGCAGCUCUGAAAAGGGGUCACCAGUUGGCAUAGCCACAAAUUCAUAAAAUCUGAUUUUAAACCUAACCUUAACCACACUGCUAACCCUAACCUUUAUGAUACAGACAAUUCUGACUUUGCAUCUGGCCCAUUUAGCGGAAAUCACUCAGUUCUGCCUCCAGGGCAAGAUUCAGGACAAACGUCAACCUGCAGGGGCCCGGGGCCUUAAUAUAACAUCAAUACAACGUUUACAGCUGCCCUUUAGAGACCAUGGCCUACACUGCUAAUUGAGAUGAAUGGGUUAACUGGGGCUAUUGACAAUGUGGAAUUAGUCUGGACCUGGACUGGACUCCUAGACGGUUAUAAAUGGAUUGUCCAUAGAUACUGUGUUUGUGUACUGCUGUGAGCACAAGGUUGAUUACACGUUAGCAUUUAUUUACUGAAUAAGAGGAAACAGAGAUACUCUAUUAUUUUUUUUGCCUCUGUUUUAGCCUGUAUACUAAAAUAGUGAAUACUAAGCAGAACUGCCAUCUAAAAAUACAAUACAAAAAUGUCACAAUACCUGUAAAAAUUUAGGCACAAAACCUUUCAUCCGACCAUACAGUGUUUGAUUACAAUUAGUAGGCUAGUCGACUAGAAGAAUGAAUGACGCAGUAUGAGAUUGUGGAAAUGAUUGCAUCUUAUGGUUCUUGUGUUCCUUUCAAACUUGCAUGAGGCGAUUGUUUAGCUUGUUUAGCUAGGGACUCGACUAGAACAUGGUGAUGGGAUAUGAUGGUGUCUAGACUAGAACAUGGGGAUGGGAUAUGAUGGUGUCUAGGCUAGAACAUGGUGAUGGGAUAUGAUGGUGUCUAGGCUAUAACAUGGUGAUGGGAUAUGAUGGUGUCAAGACUAGAACAUGGUAUUGGGAUAUGAUGGUGUCUAGGCUAGAACAUGGUGAUGGGAUAUGACUGUGUCUAGGCUAGAACAUGGUGAUGGGAUAUGAUGGUGUCUAGACUAGAACAUGGUGAUGGUGUCUAGGCUAGGCUAGAACAUGGUGAUGGGAUAUGAUGGUGUCUAGACUAGAACAUGGUGAUGGUGUCUAGGCUAGGCUAGAACAUGGUGAUGGGAUAUGAUGGUGUCUAGGCUAUAACAUGGGGAUGGGAUAUGAUGGUGUCUAGGCUAGAACAUGGGGAUGGGAUAUGAUGGUGUCUAGGCUAGAACAUGGUAAUGGGAUAUGAUGGUGCCUAGACAAGAACAUGGUGAUGCAUCUAGACUAGAACAUGGUGAUGGUGUCUAGGCUAGAACAUAGUAAUGGGAUAUGGUGGUGUCUAGGCUAGAACAUGGUGAUGGGAUAUGAUGGUGUCUAGACUAGAACAUGGUGAUGGGAUAUGAUGGUGUCUAGACUAGAACAUGGUGAUGGUGUCUAGGCUAGGCUAGAACAUGGUGAUGGGAUAUGAUGGUGUCUAGACUAGAACAUAGUGAUGGGAUAUGAUGGUGUCAAGACUAGAACAUGGUGAUGGGAUAUGAUGGUGUCUAGACUAGAACAUGGUGAUGGGAUACGAUGGUGUCUAGGCUAGAACAUGGUGAUGGGAUAUGAUGGUGUCUAGACUAGAACAUGGUGAUGGGAUAUGAUGGUGUCUAGGCUAGAACAUGGUGAUGGAAUAUGAUGGUGUCUAGACUAGAACAUGGUAUUGGGAUAUGAUGGUGUCUAGGCUAGAACAUGGUGAUGGGAUAUGAUGGUGUCUAGACUAGAACAUGGGGAUGGGAUAUGAUGGUGUCUAGACUAGAACAUGGUGAUGGAAUAUGAUGGUGUCUAGACUAGAACAUGGUGAUGGAAUAUGACUGUGUCUAGGCUAGAACAUGGUGAUGGGAUAUGAUGGUGUCUAGACUAGAACAUGGUAUUGGGAUAUGAUGGUGUCUAGGCUAGAACAUGGUGAUGGGAUAUGAUGGUGUCUAGGCUAGAACAUGGUGAUGGUGUCUAGGCUAGGCUAGAACAUGGUGAUGGGAUAUGAUGGUGUCUAGGCUAUAACAUGGGGAUGGAAUAUGAUGGUGUCUAGGCUAGAACAUGGGGAUGGGAUAUGAUGGUGUCUAGACUAGAACAUGGUGAUGGAAUAUGACUGUGUCUAGGCUAGAACAUGGUGAUGGGAUAUGAUGGUGUCUAGACUAGAACAUGGUAUUGGGAUAUGAUGGUGUCUAGGCUAGAACAUGGUGAUGGGAUAUGAUGGUGUCUAGGCUAGAACAUGGUGAUGGUGUCUAGGCUAGGCUAGAACAUGGUGAUGGGAUAUGAUGGUGUCUAGGCUAUAACAUGGGGAUGGGAUAUGAUGGUGUCUAGGCUAGAACAUGGGGAUGGGAUAUGAUGGUGUCUAGGCUAGAACAUGGUAAUGGGAUAUGAUGGUGCCUAGACAAGAACAUGGUGAUGCAUCUAGACUAGAACAUGGUGAUGGUGUCUAGGCUAGAACAUGGUGAUGGGAUAUGAUGGUGUCUAGACUAGAACAUGGUGAUGGAAUAUGACUGUGUCUAGGCUAGAACAUGGUGAUGGGAUAUGAUGGUGUCUAGACUAGAACAUGGUAUUGGGAUAUGAUGGUGUCUAGGCUAGAACAUGGUGAUGGGAUAUGAUGGUGUCUAGGCUAGAACAUGGUGAUGGUGUCUAGGCUAGGCUAGAACAUGGUGAUGGGAUAUGAUGGUGUCUAGGCUAUAACAUGGGGAUGGGAUAUGAUGGUGUCUAGGCUAGAACAUGGGGAUGGGAUAUGAUGGUGUCUAAGCUAGAACAUGGUAAUGGGAUAUGAUGGUGCCUAGACAAGAACAUGGUGAUGCAUCUAGACUAGAACAUGGUGAUGGUGUCUAGGCUAGAACAUGGUGAUGGGAUAUGAUGGUGUAUAGGCUAGAACAUGGUGAUGGGAUAUGAUGGUGUCUAGACUAGAACAUGGUGAUGGAUAUGUUGGUGUCUAGACUAGAACAUGGUGAUGGAUAUGAUGGUGUCUAGACUAGAACAUGGUGAUGGUGUCUAGGCUAGAACAUGGUGAUGGGAUAUGAUGGUGUCUAGACUAGAACAUGGUGAUGGGAUAUGAUGGUGUCUAGACUAGAACAUGGUGAUGGUGUCUAGGCUAGGCUAGAACAUGGUGAUGGGAUAUGAUGGUGUCUAGACUAGAACAUAGUGAUGGGAUAUGAUGGUGUCAAGACUAGAACAUGGUGAUGGGAUAUGAUGGUGUCUAGGCUAGAACAUGGUGAUGGGAUAUGAUGGUGUCUAGGCUAGAACAUGGUGAUGGGAUAUGAUGGUGUCUAGACUAGAACAUGGUGAUGGGAUAUGAUGGUGUCUAGACUAGAACAUGGUGAUGGUGUCUAGGCUAGGCUAGAACAUGGUGAUGGGAUAUGAUGGUGUCUAGACUAGAACAUAGUGAUGGGAUAUGAUGGUGUCAAGACUAGAACAUGGUGAUGGGAUAUGAUGGUGUCUAGGCUAGAACAUGGUGAUGGGAUAUGAUGGUGUCUAGGCUAGAACAUGGUGAUGGGAUAUGAUGUGUCUAGGCUAGAACAUGGUGAUGGGAUAUGAUGUGUCUAGGCUAGAACAUGGUGAUGGGAUAUGAUGGUGUCUAGACUAGAACAUGGUGAUGGGAUAUGAUGUGUCUAGGCUAGAACAUGGUGAUGGGAUAUGAUGUGUCUAGGCUAGAACAUGGUGAUGGGAUAUGAUGGUGUCUAGACUAGAACAUGGUGAUGGUGUCUAGGCUAGGCUAGAACAUGGUGAUGGGAUAUGAUGGUGUCUAGACUAGAACAUAGUGAUGGGAUAUGAUGGUGUCAAGACUAGACCCUUUGGGGAUGGGAUAUGAUGGUGUCUAGGCUAGAAACAUGGUGAUGGGGUAUGAUGGUGUCUAGGCUAGAACAUGGUGAGGGAUAUGAUGUGUCUAGGCUAGAACAGGUGAUGGGAUAUGAUGGUGGGCUAGACUAGAACAUGGUGAUGGUGUCUAGGCUAGGCUAGAACAUGGUGAUGGGAUAUGAUGGUGUCUAGACUAGAACAUAGUGAUGGGAUAUGAUGGUGUUUAAGACUAGAACAUGGUGAUGGGAUAUGAUGGUGUCUAGGCUUAGAACAUGGUGAUGGGAUAUGAUGGUGUCUAGGCUAGAACAUGGUGAUGGGAUAUGAUGUGUCUAGGCUAGAACAUGGUGAUGGGAUAUGAUGGUUGUCUAGACUAGAACCAUGGUUGAUGGUUGUCUAGACUAGAAACAUGGGUGGGUGGAUAUGUUGGUGUCUAGACUAGAACAUGGUGAUGGGAUAUGAUGGUGUCUAGACUAGAACAUGGUGAUGGUGUCUAGGCUAGAACAUGGUGAUGGGAUAUGAUGGUGGUCUAGACUAGAACAUGGUGAUGGGAUAUGAUGGUGUCUAGACUAGAACAUGGUGAUGGUUGUCUAGGCUGGCUAGAAACAUGGUGAUGGGAUAUGAUGGUGUCUAGACUAGAACAUAGUGAUGGGAUAUGAUGGUGUCAAGACUAGAACAUGGUGAUGGGAUAUGAUGGUGUCUAGGCUAGAACAUGGUGAUGGGAUAUGAUGGUGUCUAGGCUAGAACAUGGUGAUGGGAUAUGAUGUGUCUAGGCUAGAACAUGGUGAUGGGAUAUGAUGGUGUCUAGACUAGAACAUGGUGAUAGUGUCUAGGCUAGGCUAGAACAUGGUGAUGGGAUAUGAUGGUGUCUAGACUAGAACAUAGUGAUGGGAUAUGAUGGUGUCAAGACUAGAACAUGGUGAUGGGAUAUGAUGGUGUCUAGGCUAGAACAUGGUGAUGGGAUAUGAUGGUGUCUAGGCUAGAACAUGGUGAUGGGAUAUGAUGGUGUCUAGACUAGAACAUGGUAUUGGGAUAUGAUGGUGUCUAGGCUAGAACAUGGUGAUGGGAUAUGAUGGUGUCUAGGCUAGAACAUGGUGAUGGUGUCUAGGCUAGGCUAGAACAUGGUGAUGGGAUAUGAUGGUGUCUAGGCUAUAACAUGGGGAUGGGAUAUGAUGGUGUCUAGGCUAGAACAUGGGGAUGGGAUAUGAUGGUGUCUAGGCUAGAACAUGGUAAUGGGAUAUGAUGGUGCCUAGACAAGAACAUGGUGAUGCAUCUAGACUAGAACAUGGUGAUGGUGUCUAGGCUAGAACAUGGUGAUGGGAUAUGAUGGUGUCUAGACUAGAACAUGGUGAUGGAAUAUGACUGUGUCUAGGCUAGAACAUGGUGAUGGGAUAUGAUGGUGUCUAGACUAGAACAUGGUAUUGGGAUAUGAUGGUGUCUAGGCUAGAACAUGGUGAUGGGAUAUGAUGGUGUCUAGGCUAGAACAUGGUGAUGGUGUCUAGGCUAGGCUAGAACAUGGUGAUGGGAUAUGAUGGUGUCUAGGCUAUAACAUGGGGAUGGGAUAUGAUGGUGUCUAGGCUAGAACAUGGGGAUGGGAUAUGAUGGUGUCUAGGCUAGAACAUGGUAAUGGGAUAUGAUGGUGCCUAGACAAGAACAUGGUGAUGCAUCUAGACUAGAACAUGGUGAUGGUGUCUAGGCUAGAACAUGGUGAUGGGAUAUGAUGGUGUAUAGGCUAGAACAUGGUGAUGGGAUAUGAUGGUGUCUAGACUAGAACAUGGUGAUGGAUAUGUUGGUGUCUAGACUAGAACAUGGUGAUGGGAUAUGAUGGUGUCUAGACUAGAACAUGGUGAUGGUGUCUAGGCUAGAACAUGGUGAUGGGAUAUGAUGGUGUCUAGACUAGAACAUGGUGAUGGGAUAUGAUGGUGUCUAGACUAGAACAUGGUGAUGGUGUCUAGGCUAGGCUAGAACAUGGUGAUGGGAUAUGAUGGUGUCUAGACUAGAACAUAGUGAUGGGAUAUGAUGGUGUCAAGACUAGAACAUGGUGAUGGGAUAUGAUGGUGUCUAGGCUAGAACAUGGUGAUGGGAUAUGACGGUGUCUAGGCUAGAACAUGGUGAUGGGAUAUGAUGUGUCUAGGCUAGAACAUGGUGAUGGGAUAUGAUGGUGUCUAGGCUAGAACAUGGUGAUGACUAGGUGAAAAAUCUGUCGAUGUGCCCUUGAGCAAGGCACUUAACCCUAAUUGCUCCUGUAAGUCGCUCUGGAUAAGAGCGUCUGCUAAAUGACUAAAAAUGUAAAAAAUGUUAAAUGUGAUGGGAUAUGAUGGUGUCUAGGCUAGAACAUGGUGAUGGGAUAUGAUGGUGUAUAGGCUAGAACAUGGUGAUGGGAUUUGAUGGUGUCUAGACUAGAACAUAGUGAUGGGAUAUGAUGGUGUCUAGGCUAGAACAUGGUAAUGGGAUAUGAUGGUGUCUAGGCUAUAACAUGGUAAUGGGAUAUGAUGGUGUCUAGGCUAGAACAUGGUGAUGGGAUAUGAUGGUGUCUAGGCUAGAACAUGGUGAUGGGAUAUGAUGGUGUCUAGGCUAGAACAUGGUGAUGGGAUAUGAUGGUGUCUAGACUAGAACAUGGUGAUGGGAUAUGAUGGUGUCUAGGCUAGAACAUGGUGAUGGGAUAUGAUGGUAUCUAGCCUAUAACAUGGUGAUGGGAUAUGAUGGUGUCUAGGCUAUAACAUGGUGAUGGGAUAUGAUGGUGUCUAGACAAGAACAUGGUGAUGCGUCUAGACUAGAACAUGGUGAUGGUGUCUAGGCUAGAACAUGGUGAUGGGAUAUGAUGGUGUCUAGACUAGAACGUGGUGAUGGGAUAUUGUGGUGCCUAGACUAGAACAUGGUGAUGGUGUCUAGGCUAUAACUUGGUGAUGGGAUAUGAUGGUGUCUAGACUAGAACAUAUUGAUGGGAUAUGAUGGUUACAAGACUAGAACAUGGUGAUGGGAUAUGAUGGUGUCAAGGCUAGAACAUGGUGAUGGGAUAUGAUGGUGUCUAGGUUAGAACAUGGUGAUGGGAUAUGAUGGUGUCUAGGCUAGAACAUGGUUAUGGGAUAUGAUGGUGUCUAGACUUGAACAUGGUUAUGGGAUAGUCAAGAGCCCAUCACCACUAUGGGAUAGUCAAGACCCCAUCACAUGAUGGUGUCUAGGCUAGAACAUGGUUAUGGGAUAUGAUGGUGUCAAGACUAGAACAUGGUAUUGGGAUAUGAUGGUGUCCUCUGUAGCUCAGCUGGUAGAGCACGGCGCUUGUAACGCCAAGGUAGUGGGUUCGAUCCCCGGGACCACCCAUACACAAAAAUGUAUGCACGCAUGACUGUAAGUCGCUUUGGAUAAAAGCGUCUGCUAAAUGGCAUAUUAUUAUAUUAUUAUUAUAUGAUGGUGUCUAGACUAGAACAUGGUGAUGGGAUAUGAUGGUGUCUAGGCUAUAACAUGGUGAUGGGAUAUGAUGGUGUCUAGACUAGAACAUGGUGAUGGGAUAUGAUGGUGUCUAGACUAGAACAUGGUGAUGGGAUAUUGUGGUGUCUAGACUAGAACAUGGUGAUGGGAUACGAUGGUGUCUAGACUAUAACAUGGUGAUGGGAUAUGAUGGUGUCUAGACUAAAACAUGGUGAUGGGAUAUUGUGGUGUCUAGACUAGAACAUGGUGAUGGGAUAUGAUGGUGUCUAGACUAGAACAUGGUGAUGGAAUAUGAUGGUGUCUAGACUAGAACAUGGUAUUGGGAUAUGAUGGUGUCUAGACUAGAACAUGGUGAUGGGAUAUGAUGGUGUCUAGGCUAGAACAUGGUGAUGGGAUAUGAUGGUGUCUAGGCUAGAACAUGGUGAUGGGAUAUGAUGGUGUCUAGACUAGAAUAUAGUGAUGGGAUAUGAUGGUGUCUAGGCUAGAACAUGGUGAUGGGAUAUGAUGGUGUCUAGGCUAGAACAUGGUGAUGGGAUAUGAUGGUGUCUACACUAGAACAUGGUGAUGGGAUAUGAUGGUGUCUAGGCUAUAACAUGGUGAUGGGAUAUGAUGGUGUCUAGGCUAGAACAUGGUGAUGGGAUAUGAUGGUGUCUAGACUAGAACAUGGUGAUGGGAUAUGAUGGUGUCUAGGCUAGAACAUGGUGAUGGAAUAUGAUGGUGUCUAGACUAGAACAUGGUAUUGGGAUAUGAUGGUGUCUAGACUAGAACAUGGUGAUGGGAUAUGAUGGUGUCUAGGCUAGAACAUGGUGAUGGGAUAUGAUGGUGUCUAGGCUAGAACAUGGUGAUGGGAUAUGAUGUGUCUAGGCUAGAACAUGGUGAUGGGUUAUGAUGGUGUCUAGGCUAGAACAUGGUGAUGGGAUAUGAUGGUGUCAAGACUAGAACAUGGUGAUGGGAUAUUGUGGUGUCUAGACUAGAACAUGGUGAUGCGAUAUGAUGGUGUCUUGACUAGAACAUGGUGAUGUGAUAUGAUGGUGUCUAGGCUAGAACAUGGUGAUGGGAUAUGAUGGUGUCUAGGCUAGAACAUGGUGAUGGGAUAUGAUGGUGUCUAGGCUAUAACAUGGUGAUGGGAUAUGAUGGUGUCUAGGCUAGAACAUGGUGAUGGGAUAUGAUGGUGUCUAGACUAGAACAUGGUGAUGGGAUAUGAUGGUGUCUAGGCUAUAACAUGGUGAUGGGAUAUGAUGGUGUCAAGACUAGAACAUGGUGAUGGGAUAUGAUGGUGUCAAGACUAUAACAUGGUAUUGGGAUAUGAUGGUGUCUAGGCUAGAACAUGGUUAUGGGAUAUGAUGGUGUCAAGACUAGAACAUGGUAUUGGGAUAUGAUGGUGUCUAGGCUAGAACAUUGUGAUGGGAUAUGAUGGUGUCAAGACUAGAACAUGGUGAUGGGAUACGAUGGUGUCCAGACUAGAACAUGGUGAUGGGAUAUGAUGGUGUCAAGACUAGAACAUGGUAUUGGGAUAUGAUGGUGUCUAGGCUAGAACAUGGUUAUGGGAUAUGAUGGUGUCAAGACUAGAACAUGGUGAUGGGAUAUGAUGGUGUCUAGACUAGAACAUGGUGAUGGGAUAUGAUGGUGUCUAGACUAGAACAUGGUGAUGGGAUACGAUGGUGUCUAGGCUAGAACAUGGUGAUGGGAUAUGAUGGUGUCUAGGCUAGAACAUGGUGAUGGGAUAUGAUGUGUCUAGGCUAGAACAUGGUGAUGGGUUAUGAUGGUGUCUAGGCUAGAACAUGGUGAUGGGAUAUGAUGGUGUCAAGACUAGAACAUGGUGAUGGGAUAUUGUGGUGUCUAGACUAGAACAUGGUGAUUGCGAUAUGAUGGUGUCUUGACUAGAACAUGGUGAUGUGAUAUGAUGGUGUCUAGGCUAGAACAUGGUGAUGGGAUAUGAUGGUGUCUAGGCUAGAACAUGGUGAUGGGAUAUGAUGGUGUCUAGGCUAUAACAUGGUGAUGGGAUAUGAUGGUGUCUAGGCUAGAACAUGGUGAUGGGAUAUGAUGGUGUCUAGACUAGAACAUGGUGAUGGGAUAUGAUGGUGUCUAGGCUAUAACAUGGUGAUGGGAUAUGAUGGUGUCAAAACUAGAACAUGGUGAUGGGAUAUGAUGGUGUCAAGACUAUAACAUGGUAUUGGGAUAUGAUGGUGUCUAGGCUAGAACAUGGUUAUGGGAUAUGAUGGUGUCAAGACUAGAACAUGGUAUUGGGAUAUGAUGGUGUCUAGGCUAGAACAUUGUGAUGGGAUAUGAUGGUGUCAAGACUAGAACAUGGUGAUGGGAUACGAUGGUGUCCAGACUAGAACAUGGUGAUGGGAUAUGAUGGUGUCAAGACUAGAACAUGGUAUUGGGAUAUGAUGGUGUCUAGGCUAGAACAUGGUUAUGGGAUAUGAUGGUGUCAAGACUAGAACAUGGUGAUGGGAUAUGAUGGUGUCUAGACUAGAACAUGGUGAUGGGAUAUGAUGGUGUCUAGACUAGAACAUGGUGAUGGGAUACGAUGGUGUCUAGACUAGAACAUGGUGAUGGGAUAUGAUGGUGUCUAGGCUAGAACAUGGUGAUGGGAUAUGAUGGUGUCAAGACUAGAACAUGGUGAUGGGAUAUGAUGGUGUCAAGACUAGAACAUGGUAUUGGGAUAUGAUGGUGUCUAGGCUAGAACAUGGUUAUGGGAUAUGAUGGUGUCAAGACUAGAACAUGGUAUUGGGAUAUGAUGGUGUCUAGGCUAGAACAUGGUGAUGGGAUAUGAUGGUGUCAAGACUAGAACAUGGUAUUGGGAUAUGAUGGUGUCUAGACUAGAACAUGGUGAUGGGAUAUGAUGGUGUCUAGGCUAGAACAUGGUGAUGGGAUAUGAUGGUGUCAAGACUAGAACAUGGUAUUGGGAUAUGAUGGUGUCUAGGCUAGAACAUGGUUAUGGGAUAUGAUGGUGUCAAGACUAGAACAUGGUAUUGGGAUAUGAUGGUGUCUAGGCUAGAACAUGGUGAUGGGAUAUGAUGGUGUCAAGACUAGAACAUGGUGAUGGGAUAUGAUGGUGUCAAGACUAGAACAUGGUAUUGGGAUAUGAUGGUGUCAAGACUAGAACAUGGUGAUGGGAUAUGAUGGUGUCAAGACUAGAACAUGGUAUUGGGAUAUGAUGGUGUCUAGGCUAGAACAUGGUUAUGGGAUAUGAUGGUGUCAAGACUAGAACAUGGUGAUGGGAUAUGAUGGUGUCUAGACUAGAACAUGGUGAUGGGAUAUGAUGGUGUCUAGACUAGAACAUGGUGAUGGGAUACGAUGGUGUCUAGACUAGAACAUGGUGAUGGGAUAUGAUGGUGUCUAGGCUAGAACAUGGUGAUGGGAUAUGAUGGUGUCAAGACUAGAACAUGGUGAUGGGAUAUGAUGGUGUCAAGACUAGAACAUGGUAUUGGGAUAUGAUGGUGUCUAGGCUAGAACAUGGUUAUGGGAUAUGAUGGUGUCAAGACUAGAACAUGGUAUUGGGAUAUGAUGGUGUCUAGGCUAGAACAUGGUGAUGGGAUAUUAUGGUGUCAAGACUAUAACAUGGUAUUGGGAUAUGAUGGUGUCUAGACUAGAACAUGGUGAUGGGAUAUUUAGGUGUCUAGACUAGAACAUGGUGAUGGGAUAUGAUGGUGUCUAGGCUAGAACAUGGUGAUGGGAUAUGAUGGUGUCUAGACUAGAACAUGGUGAUGGGAUAUGAUGGUGUCUAGGCUAGAACAUGGUGAUGGGAUAUGAUGGUGUCUAGGCUAUAACAUGGUGAUGGGAUAUGAUGGUGUCUAGGCUAUAACAUGGUGAUGGGAUAUUAUGGUGUCUAGACUAGAACAUGGUGAUGGGAUAUGAUGGUGUCUUGACUAGAACAUGGUGAUGUGAUAUGAUGGUGUCUAGGCUAGAACAUGGUGAUGGGAUAUGAUGGUGUCUAGGCUAGAACAUGGUGAUGGGAUAUGAUGGUGUCUAGACUAUAACACAGUGAUGGGAUAUGAUGGUGUCUAGGCUAUAACAUGGUGAUGGGAUAUGAUGGUGUCUAGACUAGAACAUGGUGAUGGGAUAUGAUGGUGUCUAGACUAGAACAUGGUGAUGGGAUACGAUGGUGUCUAGACUAGAACAUGGUGAUGGGAUAUGAUGGUGUCUAGGCUAGAACAUGGUGAUGGGGUAUGAUGGUGUCAAGACUAGAACAUGGUAUUGGGAUAUGAUGGUGUCUAGGCUAGAACAUGGUGAUGGGAUAUGAUGGUGUCUAGACCAGAACGUGGUGAUGGGAUAUGAUGGUGUCUAGGCUAUAACAUGGUGAUGGGAUAUGACGGUGUCUAGACUAGAACAUGGUGAUGGGAUACGAUGGUGUCUAGGCUAGAACAUGGUGAUGGGAUAUGAUGAUGUCUAGACUAGAACAUGGUGAUGGGAUAUGAUGGUGUCUAGACUAGAACAUGGUGAUGGGAUAGGGGUAAACAGAAGAUAGACAUAUUUGGUAAAAUACCAAAUAAGCAAAGAGAAACUACAGUCCAUCAUUACUUCAUUCCAUAAAAUGUCAAGAACGUUUAAAGUUUCUUCAAGUUCCGUCGCAAUAACCAUCAAGCGCUAUGAUGAAAUUGGCUCUCAUGAGUACCGCCACAGGAAAGGAAAACCCAGAGUUACCUCUGCUGCAGAGGAUAAGUUCAUUAGAGUUAACUGCAUCUCAGAUUGCAGCCCAAAUAAAUGCAUCAAAGAGUUCAAGUAACAGACACAUCUCAACAUCAACUGUUCAGAGGAGACUGCGUGAAUCAGGGCUUCAUUGUUGAAUUGCUGCAAAGAAACCAUUACCAAAGUACACAAAUAAGAAGAAGAAGAGACUUGCUUGGGCCAAGAAACACGAGCAAUGGACGUUAGACCGGUGGAAAUUUGUCCUUUGGUCUGAUGAGUCCAAAUUUGAGAUUUUUACUGUGUAAGAGCUAUUUAACCAAGAAGGAGAGUGAUGGAGUGCUGCAUCAGAUGACCUGGCCUCCACAAUCUCAACCCAAUUGAGAUGGUUUGGGAUGAGUUGGACCACAGAGUGAAGGAAAAGCAGCCAACAAGUGCUCAGCAUAUGUGGGAACUCCUUCAAGACUGUUGGAAAAGCAUUCCAGGUGAAGCUGGUUGAGAGAAUACCAAGAGUGUACAAAGCUGUCAUCAAGGCAAAGGGUGGCUACUUUGAAGAAUCUCAAAUAUAAAAUAUAUUUUGAUUUGUUUAACACUUUUUUGGUUACUACAUGAUUCCAUAUGUGUUAUUUAAUAGUUUUGAUGUCUUCUCUAUUAUUCUGCAAUGUAGAAAAUAGUAAAAAUAAAGAAAAACACUGGAAUGAGUAGGUGUGUCCAAACUUUUGACUGGUACUGUACAUAUAUUGAAUUUGUAACCUCAUCUGACUCAGUAUUUCAGAUCACCCUUCCUUAUACCCACCCAGGCACAAAAUGAGCUGGGAUAACAAUAUCAAGAUGUUAUCCUCCUUCAAUAUUAAAAGUUGGCAACAGAGUUGUUCUUUCGCGACAGAGAGCGGCUGGGGGGUGUCACAAGUCAUUUGUAAUUUUAAAAAUGAAUGAUUCAAAAAUCGAAUUACAGUCGGCGAUGCGUCUCUCUGAUCUAAAGAAGUCUCCUGUGCUUUUGGGUGUGUGUGUGUGUGUGUGUGUGUGUGAUGGCUUCUUAUUCCCAGGCACAGACUGAAUGAUUGGAAACCACUCCGACGAGCUCACGCCGUGGAUCCCCGUUAUAGCGGCCAGGCAAGUCAUCAGCAGACACAAUUUGGUUUAGCUGCCUCAAGUGGCAGCUGAUCUAUUGAAUUUGAAAUAAUAUUAUUUUCAUGAGUUGGGUUGGUUUGGGGAGAGGGAGAAUGGAGGUGUGUUGAUGUGUGAAGGGAUGUUUGAAGCGGCGGCCACCUGAUGGCGAUGUUGAGCUUGGCUCUUGAAGUUAGUCUCUUGCUCUGGUUUGAAUGCUGCAACAAUACUUAAUGAUGCCUCACAGCUCCAUAGGCUUUAAAUUGUCCUCGUUUCUUUUACACCCAACUUUGAGUCAGUUGUACUUAAAUCAGUUGUUCCUACAGUACAUGCUCACCUCUAUGAUGCCUGCUACCUCUGCUUGGCCAGGGUUCUCCUCGAAAAGAGCUUUCCUUUUUAAUAAGACUCAACCAGAGAAAUAAAGGAUGGUUUUGAUGUGUAAUUUCUGUCACUUUCCUCCCACAUUAAGUCAUCCUCCUGCCGGUACUUUGUCCUGCCCUGCUGUUUCUUUGACUUCUAUGGGAAGUACCAGCGGAGACAGUUUCAGAAGUACCAGACUUCAUCUCUGAGAUCAGCACAGCCUGUGGGUUCAACACAGAGGACGACUGCCUGAGAAUCCACUCCACAAAGCGGGUAUGCUAAUGCUAACAACGACACUUGAACACACGGUCCCGUGUGGCUCAGUUGGUAGAGCAUGAUGCUUGCAACGCCAGGGUUGUGGGUUCGAUUCUCAAGGGGAAAAAGUAUGAAAAUGUAUGCACUCACUACUGUAAGUUGCUCUGGAUAAGAGCGUCUGCUAAAUUACAAAUAAAUAAAAACAACACACAGUACAGGUUAACAUAAGCCACUCACAUUGUUUUAAUUUAACCCCUUACUCUACAGGUGUGUCUGGUGGGAAAGUCAAGGAUCUACCAGCUGUCAAUCAAAUCACAGAGUAAUCUCUCCUUCAAAACAUGAGCUGUAAUUGAGGUCAUAUUAGGUUUAGGAAUAAAGAGCAAAAACUACAUAUCUGCUCUGUGGUUCAUUACUAUAAUGGAGUGCAUUGGGUUUAUGUACACUGCACCACAUGGUGUAUAGUUGACCCAGUGGAAUUCAGGAUGAUGGGGUGUGUGCAGCAACGUUAAGGUCAUGAUAGGUCCCUUAUGUCUUUAACGUCAACCCCUACCUCAGCCUGUAUGUCUCCAUGUCUAUCUCUCUCUCUCUCUCAGGAAUAG